AGCACACACAGGAAAGCCAAUGUCCAACUAAAACCCAGCCUGGAAAAGAAAAAGAUCCAGGUUAAACUCAGUAAGCAAUUUCCCAGAGGCCGGGACUUGGUGGGAGGGGUAGAAAUAGAGAUGGGAGCAUGAGAGGAUGUAAUGGGUCUGAGCAAGAUGCCAUUUUUGCUUUUUCUAUUCAAGUCUGAUACAUGGCAGUGUCUUCUGCAUUCUGAAGUUGUCUAGCCAGUGUGGCACUGUCAGACUGAGCUGUACGGAGCCACUCAGUCCUGAAUUCAGCUGUGGAUUUUGAGAGACAGUUCGCUGGAUGAGGGGGAGAUAUUGCAACACUAAGGAACUCAAUGCCCUUGGGAAAUCCUCAUCAUUGGCCAAAGCCCAGGAACAGAGCCGAGAGCAGAGUAGCGGAGCAGACUGGACUGGCCACAGUGAGAAUUUGGAGCUUGUGGACGAGCGAUGGACAGCUGGACUCUCCAGGGGGACAGCUACUCCUUCCUGCGCAGUGCGCCUCGCACCUUUUCCCUGUGUCAUCGAGACGGCACCCCCAACCACGUUGAAAUCUUUGAUAUCAUCAACGUGCCCACUCAGCGUAGUGCAAUAUCCGAGACUACCUGCCUCUGUGACAUUUUUGGAGACGACUGUGAGUCAUCCUCUCUCUCAAGCAGCCCAGCUGUAGGGGCUUUUGUCCCUUCCCAGAGGGAAGUGGACGGGACAGCUGCUGCAUCACCCCUGGUGGAUGACCUUAACGACUCUUCAGGCUCUUAUCAUACUGCACCAGGCUCCAGUGAAGGCGAGGAGGGCUUUGAAGAUUCAAACGAAAGGAUUCACAGCCCCCUGUUGCAGAGUGAGUCUUCAGAGAGGAGGCAGCCAGAGAGCAAAGGACUGAGCUCAGGGCAUCCAGAAGUUUCUAAGGAUAGUAGCCCAAAUUUGGAAGCAAUAAGUAAAUCACCAGUACCUCAGCUUUGCACAGCUAGCCCAUCUGAAGUCCUCAACUCUGGUGAGAGGACCCCCUCUCCUGGACAUAACAGCCCCUAUACUCUGAGUCCAGAGCCAUCAACGUCAUCUUUAUCUUGUUCCUCGGUUGAAAAAAGAUGUUCGCCAUCACCAACGAAUCCUAAAGUGCAUUUAGAAGCUGAACCAAGGAGAAUCACCCCUACUUUCAAAGAUAGACAUAACAGCCGCUCACAUCAGUCUUUAACUCCAAGUCCCUCCCCUGAACCUAGGAACUGUGUCAGCUCAACCUCUUCUGAAUCACUGAACACGCAAUCUUUAUCUGAGUUCAGGGUAGCACAAGUCUCACCUGAGCCAAGGAGCAGCUAUUUUAAUCAACACAGCAGCCCCUCACCUGAGCCCACAGCCAAAGAUUUUUCACUAGAUUUUAUAGAACCAGCGUUUGAAUCCAGACCCAUCCUUUCAUCUCCUUUACCUUCAUCCAGUAGUACAGAGUUAUCAUUCCAGUCAAGAGAAACACUGGUAUCUCCUGAGCUGAGGAAUAGUCCCUACACUUCUGAUACUCAAGCAUCAUCACCUUUUCCUGAGCUAAGAAGGAGGAUUUCCCUACCUGAUCUUUUCAGCAGAGGCUCCACACCUGAUAUUGAAGACUCUACCCACACCCCUGAGCUGAAUUCAGGUCUUUCGACUGCAGAGAGAGACACCCCAAUUACACCUGAGAGCCAAGGUGCGAAGUUAUCACCUGAACCUGUCAGUGCUGUGUCAACACCUGCUCCACGAUACACACCUCCCUCACCUGUUACUUCAAAAACAACAUCUCCUGAGCUUGUGGAGAGUAGUGUCUCGCCUGAAUUAAGUCACACAGCUCCCCCACCAAGCCUGCUUAGUGCCGCGUCUCCAACUAAAGCCAGAACAAGAACUCCCUCUCCUGGCCCCUCAUAUAAAAUAAGAGACAUUUCAACAUCUUCUGAAACCCAGGUGUCUUCACCUGUGGUAAGUUAUAGUUUAUCCCCAUCACCUGAAGUGAGAAGCAACUGUUGCUCUCCCAUUGAGCACAGACAUACUUCUCCUUCUCGCUCACCUGAAAUCAGAAUUACAGCAUCAUCACCUGAGGUCAAUAGGAGAGAGUGGUCUUCUGAAGUGGCGACAUCAGCCUCUCCUCUCUUAGACCCUCACUUUGACUCUGUCUCAUCAAGAAGCCGCACUUCAUCGCCUCAUAUCACAGGGAUUUCUUACUCUGUUGUUCAGCCCGAGGACAGGAAUAGUCCACCAUUUCCAGAGCUUUCUCGUCUCUCCACUCCUGAACCUGAUAGGACACUUGUGUCCCCUGAUGCAAGGAGCUUAACCCCGAGCAGAGACAGUAUACAGAGCAGUAUAGCAGAGUCCAUUGGAACACCACGAGACUCACCUCAUAUAUUAGGCUUGUCUGUCCUGCAACCUGAAAUAACUCUGCCCCAUCAACCCAGGUACAAAACACCUUCACCUCAGCCAAAACAUCAAACUCCCUCACCUGAACCAAGACAUCAAACACGUUCAUCUGACCAGUAUCAGAGUCCCUCACCUCAGCACAGAAGUAAAGAGCCAUCACCUGUUGCCCCUUCUCCAGAGCAGAGGUAUCACCAGCAUUCACCAGCAAACCUUUCUACAGAAUACAGCCCUCAGUAUACACAGCCUAAUCCUCCUCUAAUAAAUACACCUGAGAUUGAGAGGGAUUUCUCUUCAGCUGAUAUUACAGAAACACAGUACCCCACACAUUUGGAAAAAGAGAGUGUGUCACCAUUUGAGUUAGACAAGGGAGACAAAUCAGAUCAAAGCGGAUCGCCAGUGGUGGCAGUGGUUUGUUCACCUGUAUCUACUUCACCUUUCUUAGCUGAGGAAAAGGUUAGCAGUGCACUGAGUCAACAAAGCACAGAGAGAGAACCAACACCAAAUCUUCAGGAUAACUCAAGUGUAGACUUCUGUGAAGAAACAGAAGCCAUUGGUCCCACUUUGUUUCAGAAAGAAGACCGCUAUAAUAAUCCUCAAACUGAAACUAAGUCUCCUUCCCCUAAUAUUUCAGUCUCUAAGAACAGGAGUCCAAGCAGUUCCCUUGACCACACUACUCCAUCCAAAUCACCUGUGCAGAUACCGGAAAAUCCACAGCCUAAACUGACGACUCAUUCACUAUCUCCUGAAAGCAGUUGUUCAUUAAAACCAUCUUGUACACGUGAGCGAGCAAGAAAACAGCUGACAACCAGUGUCCGACACGAAAACAGAGAGAGGUUCACAGAGGACAUGGCCCACCAUGUAAACAGAAGGCGGACUCCUUCUCCACCACUGACCAGGUUUACACCUGUCCACAUCAUCGCCCCUGAGAAGCCUUACAGACAGUGGCAGAACAGAAGACAUAGCCCAUCUCAGGUUGUAGCAUCCCCACCAAGUGGUAACUUAAAGAAGGUGGUGACAAAUAGGGAAAAUCCCAAUGUUGCCCCGGUUGACAAUAAUAGCCAGGCCCACUGGGUCAGGCAAGAAACGCAAUUGGAGAUGGAGAGGGAAAUGCAGCUGGAGGUGGAUAGAGAGGUAGGUAGAGAGAGGCAAAUGGAUAGGGAGAUGAGGAGAGAGAGAAAGAGGGAGGAGCGCCUUCCUGAAAAGGGGAAGGGGUGGCAGGGGGGCGGCAGUUACAGAGGGGAACAGGUUGAGCUGUCAUUCAAUGCCAGGAAUAGAAAAGGGCCUGCGAGUCGCAGAGCAGCUCCCACAAGCAGAGAGACCCGCCAGGGACUGCCAACAGUGCAUUCCUAUCCAGAGAGCUUGCUUGCCACCAGACAGCUACAGCAACAACAAAGUCUGCUUAGACUUGCUUCCCAACAAGACACCAGGGGCGGUGCUUCUAGCAGACGGCUUCAACCUCCUGCACCCCACAACAAGAGCAGUGCUACUGGACGUGUGUCUGUAAACAGGCCUAGCCGGAGUUCCAGCUCCAGCAUGGGAAGUGAGCUUGAUGAGGCAGACAAUGAGGUGAAGUGGUUUACAGACUCGGCUUUCAGCAGCCUAUCAAGCCCAGAGAUAGAUUACCUUGAUAUGUACAACUCCAGCCACCGUUCAUCUACCAACAUUUCUCAACCAUCUACCCAGGAGAGCCCAGCUGGGGUCAAUGCUGCCUGGCUGGCGUAUGCUGACUUCCGGGGUUCUGCGUCAAAGCUGGACAAUGAUGAACUCUCCUUCCAGCAACCAUCUGCGUACAACUCAGACGGCCUGGAUCCGUCAAGGCGCUAUGAGAUGGGCAGCUUUGAGUGUGUCGAUGUGGCCGUGGAAAGAGAGGACACCAGAAAGGUGAGAAGAGGAGUACCAAAGAGACAGAUCCAGCUGAAGAGAAAGGAUAGUGCUGAAGGGAAGCAGGGUGAGAGCAGUGAAAAUAGUAGUCCUGGAGUACCAGGGAUGAUGGAAAGCCCCUCUCUGGAGACUCAUUCUAGAGAGACAUUUGUAAGACAACACAGUACUCCAGCAGCAAUGCAAGAAAGCUACGCUUCUGAACGCAGCCCUGAGCCCAAUCAACAAAAUGAAAGAAGAUCCAAACUCCAGAAGUCAGUUUCUCUAGAUGAAACAUGCCCUAAAACCAAGAUGGCCACUUGUCUCAUCAAAAGUGUGUUGUCCAAGAAGAUGCAACCUAUUGAGCAAACAGGAGACGAAGUAAACCCAGCUUUUGUGGAAAACAGCCCACCAACAGGGAGUACAAUGGCACCACCUAAAGUGUCUCCAAAACCCACCACACAUCAUCUGUGUUCCAGUCUUCAGUCAGAUUACAAUCUUUCAUCUGAUGGUCUUUCUAUGAGAGGAGAACCAAGCGUAAAGGAUGAUGGCAAACCACCAAAAAGCUUUGGAGUGAGAUCCAGGCCAAGUUCCUCCAGCAGCAGUAGAAGUGUUACCUUUUCACAGACUGAAAGUGAGGAGGCUGAUUCUCAAAGCAGGAAUGCAACCCCAUUAAGAUCUGAAAUGAGAUCAGAAUUGAAAGUGCCAUUUGAUAGUAAACAGUCAAGAAAUGGAGUACAACAAGCAGAUGACAGUAAAACAUGGGACGGAUUGGAGGGUGGUGACUCAGCAAAUGCCACUGCCGGGAACACGGGAGCUCCUUCUGCCACUGGAGCCAGCAGCACAGAGGCCAGGGCGACAAAUAGAGACCAGGAAUGUGAAAACACAGAGGACCAUAAACAACUGCAACAGGGUGACAAGGGCGCCUACACAUCAAAAACACAGGAGAUUACACUGAAAGCCGUGGAGAAAAAGAAAGCCUCUCUAAAUGUCUGUCUCACACCUGAGGAGGAACACAAGCCUGAAGCUUCCUCACCAGAUUUGUCUUACAGAGAAAGGGAAGAAAGGGUAGAGACUAUUGUAGAUGAGAAAACAGAGGAAGAAGAAGGAAACGUGAAUAGUCAAGUUAAGGUCCCUAUUCACAAAGUUAGAGAUGUGAGACGACUUGUAAAAAAUACUUAUAAUCUGUCCUUCAAGGCAACUAGCACUGUAACAACGUCAAACGUGAAUGAAGAAAGGGUGGGGAAUUUUAAUGAGGAAAGGCAGGAAGAAAUAAAAGAGGAAAGGAGGGAAGAGGUCAUAGCAGGGGAGGAGAGGGAGGUAAGGCAAGAAAUAAGGAGAAAGGAGAAGGAAGAGGUGGAGAGGAAAGAGGAACAUACAGAGGAGGUAAAAGACUCAAAGCUGCUAACCUUAUCUCCCCCUCUUCAGAGCAAAGGAAAUCCUCUGCCUCGUCCUCAGCCCAUGCAAAUAGAAUACAAGGCUGUGUGCUGGAAAGAAGACAAAAAUAAAAUGUUGUGCAGCAUGGACGACUCAGAGAACCUACGUGAGAAACACCAGGCUUCUCCAAAGCAUUUCACAGAGGUAAGCAGAGAAUCAGAGAAGUCUUUGAAUGCUAGCACAGAGAAUUACACAACAGGAGACACAGCAAUUGCCAAGUCAUGUCAACAUGACUUAAACACACCAGCAGAAACACAAGACACUAUGACACAAAUUAAUAAAGUGCCAGACAAUGAGAGCAAACCUGUCAUGGUUAGAACAGACAGAAAACCUCCCAUGCUUGGAAGUCUCCCCAGAAUGCCCAGUAAGGAAAGAGAGGUGUCCACUGCUGUCGUGUUAAUAAGGGAUGGAUCUAGCAAGACCAAAACAUCUGCAUCUCCGGCCCAAGAGGAGAUUCCCACCUCACUUCAAGCUCCAGCUGCUUCACCUUCACCUAGACCCACUACCCCUGGUAGUACCCAUGGUAGCAGUGGCCACUCAGUUUCCAUGUUAUUAAAGGAGAAAGGCUACCAAGCUGACAUUGGAGCAGUAGUGGGUGAUAAUCAGAAUGGGGCUGUAGGUAAAGGGGUUCCCCAUAAGCAUGUGAACUGCCUAGAGAUCCCCCUUCAGACACCUUCAGAAGGAGGUCGGAUCGAGUCCCAUAGAGAGAGGACCUUCUCCUCCUCAUCUACCACAUCUGGCCCCACAGCAGUGUCUAACAACACAGACACCCUUACAAAGGCCAGAGAAGAUGAAGGAGUUAGCAUUAAGCCUACUAUAAAAGACACAGCAAAGCAAAGGAGUGCGUCUCCACUAAGGAAUACCCUGGAGCAAACACCACCACCUCCCACCAAACAGAAGGAUCUAGGAGAUUUAGAAGCAGUAAAAAGAAUAGAUCCAACUUUCCCUCCUAGGUCUCCUGCAUUAAGGAGGUUCAGACCACAGCCAAUUGAGGUUAAGUCACUGUCUAAAGAAAUACAGAAACAAGAGAUGCCCACAAACUCUACAGGAAACAACCGCCCUCAAACUAUUGAAGUUAAAUCUAUAGCUAAAAAUUCCCAAAAGCCAGUUGUGCCUCCAAAACCAAGCUGCAAAUUUAAACCUGCAGAUUUGGGAGCAGUGCCAAAUGACACACAGAGAGCAUCAGCAACAGCAACAACAACAUCGACUGUUAAACCACAAGGUGAGGAGAGGUCUCAAACAAUUGUAGUGUCCUCACCGACAAUCUACAGAAAGAUUUCCAAUGAGUCUACAUCGACAUCAAACUAUACAAGAAAAAUAGCCGUAUCUGCAGUAUCCAGUCUCAAACCUCCACCUUGCAAAACAACAGCAACCACCAUCUCCAAUCUCUCAAACCAGUCAACUGCAUCAUCAGAGACAGAGGCAUCUCAUGACAGAGGUCAGCAGCAAAAGCCAGUGGCCUCACCUCAGAGCUCUAGUUAUACACAAAGACCAACAACCUUAGCUACAGCUCGAACAUCAGCCACUGGCCCAGGUUUAACCUCAGCUCCAGCUGACCCAAAAGCCGUCCCUGGACCUGCCUCAGCUGAAGCCAGCCAGCCAAGCCAGCCAGCUGUUGUGGAUCCAGACAGCCAACCACAGUAUCCCAGGACGGCAUACCCUCACGAACAAGCUAUGCCGGUAACUUCAAACAAUACAAAACGACCCACAACUGUUUCCACAACACAAGUGCCAGGAUACACACACCAAUCAUGUCGCAGAUCGUUCUCCAGUGAGCACUCCCAGAGAACAGAUGACCUCCGUUUUUAUGCCUCAGAUGACCCUCCAAGUUACGAUGAAAGAGAGAGCUUCAGUCCUCUCAUGCUCCCAGAUCUAACACCCAGGAGGUCAAAUAGCUAUCAACCCUCAUCCCGCUCUCUUCCUUGCUCCUGCACAGCUGGCUGUCCUUCCCACCCUGGCCUCACCCCUCCUCACCAUCACCGCAGCCCCCAUACCCUCACCCCUCCUGCCCCUUCACACUCUCCAGGCCAGACACUACCUUACCCAGUUGCUCAGCCCCCUAUUCGUCCCUACCAGUGCAGACCUGACCCUCAGCAGAUAAACUACCAGCCAGGCUCUCCCAAAUCAAGUCCUCUUGGUCCAAGCCAGCCAGCGGCUAUGUACCAGCCUCUCCACCAGCCUCCUCCCUGCCCUCCCCACCCCUCACUCAUGCAGGCCUGCCCAACUGACCGCCCAUUGCAGCCACCCCAGCAUGUUGAUUCCCGACGACCCCCUGUCCACAGAUCACCCCAGCAACAGCCACCAGGCAUGACUGGGGCUCCUUACAGCGAUCCUGGCCACUCUCCUGGCAUUCCUCCUAUGGAUCCCCAGUACCUGUGUGGCCCCCAAAGCCUGGGGCCUUCCUAUGGCUCUGAAUAUGGGGCUGACAGCUCUAGUUUAUACUCAGAAAGUAGCUAUGGACAGACACCUCGCAGAGUGCUUCUGGAUCCUGAAACAGGGAAGUACUUUUAUAUUGAGGUGCCUGUACAGCCACUGAGAAAAAUGUUGUUUGACCCGGAGACUGGCCAAUAUGUGGAAGUGCUCAUCCCGCAGCAAGCAAUGUCACAUUCAGGCCUUUAUCCUCCAUCAGCAGCACCUUACCCAUCUCUACACAACCCCAACAUGUACGCCUCUGCUCCACAGUACAUGCCCUAUGCAGCUCCUCCUCCGGCCCAUCCACAGCCUCAGCCCCAGCCACCCCGAUAUCCUGAGGCCUCUGCUGCAGCAACAAUGCACCCAAGCGGGCCUGGGGUUGGCUACAGGAAUCCCUCUGGUCAGGUAUCCAAGCCAGAGCCCCAGAACCAUCCUCCACUGGACCAGAGCUACCUGGAGAGUAUGUAUUAUGUCCCUACAGGGAUGAAUGCGAGCCCCAAUCCCACCCCACCAGACUAUUACCACAAACAUCCCCCCAACCUACCCCCAACAGGGGGGAAAAGGUCCUGAAAUAGAGGAUAGAGGCCGUCUUCCUGGAGCCUGUUGGGUUUUAAAUACACAGUUUAUAAAAGGGGUGCCUAAUGUUAGCCUGUAAUGUUAUUCGAGUUUUCACAUUGCAACUGAAGAUAGCAAUUCUUUGGUUGUUGUUUUGCUGCUGCUUGUUCUGUGCUUGGCUGCUUUAAUAAAACAAAAUAUAUGAUUCUUGAGUUAAUAGUUUUGAAAAUACAAGAGAGUAAGUAACUUUUUUUAUGUGGUGUUCUUAAGAUGAUUGUCUAAAUCUGAAAUGAUCUAUUAAAAUGUUUGUCAUUUUUGUUGCAGGGUAAGAGAUCAUAUUGUAAAGUCAACAGCAAUGCACAGGUACUAUAAAUCAAUGGGUUUACUGAUAUUCUGAUGUGUGUACUUUAACAACAAGUAUCUCCAAAAAAACUUGAAAAUACUCUUUUAAAAGAACCUCAUAUUUAUUUUGUCAUUGUGUUUCUCCAAUACUGGAUGAGUGUUUGUGCACAUGAUGUCUGCAACAACAGUGCAAAUAAAAAAAAUCUCACAUA
Messenger RNA from Larimichthys crocea (large yellow croaker), 9191 nucleotides. Its product is annotated as serine/arginine repetitive matrix protein 2. Bases 454 to 8652 code for a protein of 2732 amino acids. Gene Ontology annotation, cellular component: nucleoplasm. NCBI's taxonomy places the organism in Eukaryota, Metazoa, Chordata, Actinopteri, Sciaenidae. The transcript is spliced from 2 exons. The record is from RefSeq and is a predicted model, not a curated record.